Messenger RNA from Hibiscus syriacus, 1802 nucleotides. Its product is annotated as aldehyde oxidase GLOX-like. The record is from RefSeq and is a predicted model, not a curated record. The transcript is spliced from 3 exons. The coding region runs from base 35 to 1738 and encodes 567 amino acids. Lineage: Eukaryota; Viridiplantae; Streptophyta; Magnoliopsida; Malvales; Malvaceae.
GGAACCACAAGAGUUGAUCUCCAGUUUUCAGGCCAUGGGAAACAAGCCAUAUUUGCUUUGCCUUUCGAUUCAUGCAAUCUUUGCUUUACAGCAUUUCGUUUUUAGUGAUGCAGUAAAGAGUCCUGUCCGGAGGCCCCUCAGUGAGCGACAUGGGAAAUGGGUGCUAUUGCGGAAUAAUACUGGGGUGGUCGCCAUGCACAUGGCGUUAACACAUGAAAAUACUGUUAUUAUCUUCGAUCAAACCGCUGCAGGCCCUUCUCAAUACCGGCUUCAUCAACGGUAUAACGGAAGUCAAUGUAGUACUCGUUCUCGUAAUGAUUUGAAAGAUGGGACGUGUUAUGCUCAUUCAGUUGAAUACGAAAUUCACCGUAAUAACCUACGGCCGCUUAGGCUUGUCUCUGAUCCCUGGUGUUCUUCGGGUUCUUUUCUCGGCAAUGGCACACUGAUGCAGAUUGGUGGCCAUGGUCGUGGUUCUAAAAGGGUUAGAUAUUUCAGACCUUGUGAUAAUCAUCAAUGCAACUGGCAACAAUCGACGAGAUCGUUGUCGGAUAGUCGAUGGUAUGCUUCGAAUCAAUUAUUGCCUCAACAUGAUCGAGUUAUUGUUGUUGGUGGAAGGAAUGCUCGCAGUUAUGAAUUUGUGCCUAAAUUGCAUUGCCAGGACAAAUCUUUUAAUCUUCCAUUUUUGCAUGACACUAAUGACGCCCAUGGUGGUGGAAACAACCUCUAUCCUUUCCUCCAUCUUUCUUCCGAUGGUAACCUCUUCAUCUUCGCCAACCGUGAUUCUAUCCUUUUCAAUUAUCGAAGAAACCGUGUGAUCAAAUCCUUUCCGAGGAUUCCAGGUGGUGGUUCAAGAAAUUAUCCGAGUUCAGGGUCAUCAGUGAUUCUCCCAUUAGAUCACAGAGAUAAUUUCCAAAAAGUAGAAGUUAUGGUAUGCGGCGGUGCAGCGUCAGGAGCUUAUGAAGCGGCCGAAGAAGGGAGAUUCCUCCGGGCGUUGAACUCCUGUGGGAGAAUGGUGAUCACAGGGAACAUUCAUAAGUGGAGUAUGGAAAACAUGCCUGGACCUCGUACCAUGCAUGAUAUGCUGAUCCUUCCUACUGGCCAUAUAUUGAUCAUCAAUGGCGCUAAACGUGGUUGCGCUGGAUGGCAGAAUGCGGUGACGCCAUCGCUCGAGCCAUAUCUUUACAAUCCGAAGAAAGCGGUCGGCGAAAGAUUUACGGUCCUAAAAGCAACCAAGAUUGCCAGAAUGUAUCAUUCGUCGGCCCUUCUUUUACCGAACGGAAGAGUCUUGGUUGCUGGCGGCAACCCUAAUAAUAAAUACACUUUCAGCGAAGUUGCUUACCCGACGGAGCUAAGAUUACAGGCGUUCGUCCCUGAUUAUAUGGACCGUCAAUUCGAUCACUUGAGGCCUAGGAAUCUGACGGUAGAGUACGGGGGGAAUUCUUCCGGUGUCGCAUAUGGGAAACAGUUUACAGUUCACUUCUUGCUCGGAAGAAGGCCGGGUAAAGAUGUGGAAUAUAGCGUUUACGCGCCGCCGUUCACGACGCAUUCGAAUUCAAUGAAUCAAAGGUUGCUGAAACUGAGAUGCCAGCGGAUGACGAGGGAUGGUGGUGGUUUGAUGAGUGCUGUUUUGGAGGGUCCUCCGUCACCGAAUGUUGCACCACCUGGUUACUAUUUGCUUACCGUUGUUAAUGCAGGCAUUCCUAGCUUAUCAAAAUGGAUUACAUUCACCAAUGCUUGAUCUUUCUUGCAAUUUGUCUUCAUUAUUGAAAAUAAAUGUUUCUAAUUUCUUGAAUAAAAUGUAA